ACCCUCUGUUACCUAAGUUUAGGGUUCACAGCGCAGCACAAAGCCGAAGGUGUAGCUGUGCAGUUCCGCCCUCUGCUGCCGCUGCCACUGGGAAAGACUUCUUUGCCACUGCCGGGUCCGGCCCGAUCGGGCCAGGUCCUGCCCGGUCCUGCCCGGUCCGGCCGGGUCCGCAGCGAGCGGUCCUUCGCUAUGGACACGGUAUCAGCCACUGUAGCCGGGGUCUUCGCGUCCCCGGGUACCCCCGAGCUGCUGAGGCGCCUGUCGAAGCUGUAUUCGGCCUUUGUAACCCUGCUACUGAAGCUGGUUGCAGUGUUACCUGAGAAUUUCCAGCCCGGGCCUGGAGACUUUUAUGGGCUCCCCUGGGAGCCUGUAUUGUUCACUACCUGUGUUGGAAUCCUUAUGAUUGCGAUUUUCUUGUGGAGGAAUGUUUUUCCAGUAAAGGAGAGAAUAUACCAAGUCACUGAACAGCAGAUUGCCGAAAAGGUGAAGACUACCACAAAGGACAAUGCACAACUUGCAGAAAAAUUGUCAAGUUAUGAACAGAAGAUCAAUCAAUCGCAGAGGCUUCUUCAGGAGACCAAGAAUCAGAAUAGGAUUCUCUCUGAGGAAGCAAUUAAAUACAAGGAUAAAAUCAAGGUGCUUGAAGAAAGCAAGGAAUUUCUGGAUGAUAUGGCCAGAACUCUUGGUGAUAUGUUAGAAUGUGAGCGGCAACGCAACAUGAAAAAUCAGGAUUUGGUCCUGGAAAAUGAGAAAUCUGUGGAGAAGCUAAAGGAGGUUAUUUCAAUGAAUGCCUCAGAAUUUUCCAAGGUUCAGGUCACCCUGAAUGAAGGCAAGUUGAGUGAGGAGAAGGUGAAGUCUGAGUGCCACCAGGUUCAGGAAGAAAACACAAGGCUGAAGAAGAGAAGAAAGCAGCUAGAGCAGGAAGUUGAAGACCAGAAGAAGCUGAACGCUGAACUCAGCCAGCGAGUAAGGACGUUGGAAAAGUCUCAGAGGGAUCUGGAAGCCACUCUCCAUGAUAAGGAUGAUAGCAUUGGUACUCUGAACAACUGCAUCAUGCGGCUGAACCGGAUGGAGGAGAGGAGAUCGGAAUCUGAGGGUCCAGGUCCAGGCAGAUGUGAGCCAGGUGAAUUAGCCAAUGGAGAAGUGGGAGGUGGGGAGAGUAAGAUCAAGGCUCACAUGCACCGGCUGAUGGAUGUCUCCCAGAAAGAUCUCCAACUCCUGCAGUUGAAGCUGAGAGCCUCCCUGUCUGCCAAAUGUGAUCUGGAAGACCAGAUCGUGAAGCUAGGUGAGGACUGCGGCAGGCUGCAGGCGGACAAGGCCCGGCUGGAGGAGGAGUUUAGCAUGCUGCAGCAGAAGGUGGAGAUCCUGAAGGAGCUGUCCCACCAGAAGGAGCUGGAGCUGCAGAAGAUACUGAGUCAGGCGGAAUGUGCACAGCAGCAGCGAGAGCAGGCGCUGUUGGCUGUGGAUGAGAAGGUGGUGCCGGCCACAGAGGAGGUGAAAAUCUACAAGCGGCGAAUCCAUGAAGUGGAAGCAGAAUUAGAGAAAACGGAGCGCUCAUUUAAAAACCAGCUUGCUACUGAGAAGAAAAAAGCCCAUGAGAACUGGCUCAAAGCCCGAAACGCAGAGCGCCUGGUGGCAGAUGAGAAGCGGCAGGCCGCCAACCUGCGGCAGAGGCUGGUGGAAAUUACCCAGAAGCUGGAUAUGCUUAAAGAGGAGCCUGGGAUCAUCAAUCGGAUGCCAGACUGUCCUGGAGUGCAGAACGCGCCCCACAGAGGUCCCCUGAGCCAGAAGGGCUCCUUUGGCCCGUCCCCUGUGAGUGGCGGUGAAUGCUCCCCGCCCCCAGGCGCACAGCCCCCUGGAUGGCCGCCAUCUGCAAGCCUGAACUUGGCACGCCAUGACAUUGCAAGAGCCGACUUCGAUCCCGGCCCUGGCCCCGUGGCCAACAGCAGCUCCCGCGGCUCCUCUCCAGUGAAGGACAUGGACAACGCCAAGACCCCUUGCAGUGAUGGGGAUGAGGUGGGCGUGGGCUCUUCCAGGAGUGGGAAGCCGGUUCCAGGGCCCCCUGAAUCCGACCCUGGGCGGCCCAGGCUGCUGUGCCUCCUGGGUCCUGAGGCUGCUGCCUUGGCAGCCUUCGCACCGCAUGGGGCCGCCUGCAAUGUGUCAACUGGCCGAGGCAGCUUCCUGUUCUCCCCAGCGACCCCGGGUCCCUGGGAGCCCUUGUGUCUGCCUGUCGUGCCCAGGGACUCGCUCAUGCUGGCAAGAGUGCAGCGAGCUGGCGCAGCGCCCCGCUGGCACCUCUGGAGCUCAUCUCCACACCCGAGUGGGGACAGCGUGGUGACCAUGCUCGCUGUGUGGCGUGCUGCUCACGAGGGCCCGGCAGGGUCCGGGGAUCCCUUGACUCCUCUCGGGACGGGCACCCAGUGUCACUGCCGAGCUCGAAACUGGGCCUGCUUCUGUUCGCAGGUGAGCAUGGCCGUGAAGGGGCCCCCAGCCCAUCCAGGGCCCCCGUUCCUGGGAGGCCCCAUGCCGCCCCACAUGGGCUAUGGGUCGCCACCGCCACCACUGCUCUGCAGGCCCUUCGGGCCUCGGCCGAUGCCUCCUAGGCCACCGCCACCAUUCGUCACACGCAUGGGCCCACCACUGGGCUUAAGAGACUAUGCGCCCGGCAUGCUGCCCGGUCGCCACGACCUGCCGCUACAUCCUGGCGAGUUCUUGCCGGGACCUGUGCCAUUCAGGCCUCCAGGCCCGCUCGGCGCCCGAGCGUAUUUCAUUUCAGAUCCACGAAUGCCACCACCACCCACUGGACUCCAGGACUACCGACCACCGCCUGCCGGGCCCGAGGAAUACCCACCGCCACCUGCUGGGCCCCAGGACAACCCACUGACGCCUGCCGGGCUCCAGGACUACCCACCACUGCCUGCCGGGCCCCAGGACUUCCCACCACCGCCUGCCGGGCCCCAGGACUUCCCACCGCCACCUGCCGGGCACCAGGCCUACCCACCACCACGUGCCAGGUGCCAGCACUACGCACCAUCGCCUGCCAGGCCCCAGGACUACCCACCGCCGCCUGCCGGGCCCCAGGACUUCCCACCGCCACCUGCCGGGCACCAGGCCUACCCACCACCACGUGCCGGGCGCCAGCGCUACCCACCACCGGCUGCCAGGCCCCAAGACUACCAACCACCACGUGCCGGGCGCCAGGCCUACCCACCACCGCCAAUCAACCUAUUACUACUAAUUAUCCCAAUCCUCCUAGCCAUAGCAUUCUUAACCUUAACAGAACGCAAAACUACCCAUCGCCAACUGCCGGGCCCCAGGACUGUCCACCGCCACCUGCUGGGCCCCAGGACAACCCACGACCACCUGCCGGGCCCAAGGACUACCCACGACCAUCUGCCGGGCCCAAGACAACCCACCGCCACCUGCCGGGGCCAAAGACUACCCACCACCACCUGCCGGGCCCCAGGACUACCCAUCUCCUCCUGCCGGGCCCCAGGACUACCCAUCUCCUCCUGCCGGGCCCCAGGAAUACCCACCGCCACCUGCCGGGCCCCAGGAUUACCCAUCGCCUUCUGCCGGGCACCAGGCCUACCCACCACCACGUGCCAGGUGCCAGCACUAGGCACCAUCGCCUGCCAGGCCCCAGGACUACCCACCACCACCUGCCGGGCCCCAGGACAACCCACCACCACCUGCCGGGCGCCAGGCCUACCCACCACCACGUGCCGGGCGCCAGCACUACGCACCAUCGCCUGCCAGGCCCCAGGACUACCCACUGCCGCCUGCCGGGCACCAGGCCUACCCACCACCACGUGCUGGGCGCCAGCGCUACCCACCACCAGCUGCCAGGCCCCAAGACUACCAACCACCACGUGCCGGGCCACAGGACUACCCACCACCGCCUGCUGGGCCCCAGGACUACCCACCGCCGCCUGCCGGGCACCAGGCCUACCCACCACCACGUGCCGGGCGCCAGCGCUACCCACCACCGGCUGCCAGGCCCCAAGACUACCAACCACCAUGUGCCGGGCGCCAGGCCUACCCACCACCGCCAAUCAACCUAUUACUACUAAUUAUCCCAAUCCUCCUAGCCAUAGCAUUCUUAACCUUAACAGAACGCAAAACUACCCAUCGCCAACUGCCGGGCCCCAGGACUGCCCACUGCCACCUGCUGGGCCCCAGGACAACCCACUGACGCCUGCCGGGCCCCAGGACUACCCACCACCGCCUGCCGGGCCCCAGGACUUCCCACCACCACCUGCCGGGCGCCAGGCCUACCCACCACCACGUGCCGGGCGCCAGCGCUACCCACCACCGGCUGCCAGGCCCCAAGACUACCAACUACCAUGUGCCGGGCCCCAGGACAACCCACCACCGCCAAUCAACCUAUUACUACUAAUUAUCCCAAUCCUCCUAGCCAUAGCAUUCUUAACCUUAACAGAACGCAAAACUACCCAUCGCCAACUGCCGGGCCCCAGGACAACCCACGACCACCUGCCGGGCCCAAGGACUACCCACGACCACCUGCCGGGCCCAAGGACUACCCACGACCAUCUGCCGGGCCCAAGACAACCCACCGCCUCCUGCCGGGGCCGAAGACUACCCACCACCACCUGCCGGGCCCCAGGACUACCCAUCUCCUCCUGCCGGGCCCCAGGACUACCCAUCUCCUCCUGCCGGGCCCCAGGAAUACCCACCGCCACCUGCCGGGCCCCAGGACUACCCAUCUCCUCCUGCCGGGCCCCAGGAAUACCCACCGCCACCUGCCGGGCCCCAGGACUACCCACCGCCACCUGCCGGGCCCCAGGACUGCCCAUCUCCUCCUGCCGGGCCCCAGGACUACCCAUCUCCUCCUGCCGGGCUCCAGGACUACCCAUCUCUUCCUGCCGGGCCCCAGGAAUACCCAUCUCCUCCUGCCGGGCCCCAGGAAUACCCACCACCACCUGCCGGGCCCCAGGACUACCCAUCUCCUCCUGCCGGGCCCCAGGAAUACCCACCGCCACCUGCCGGGCUCCAGGACUACCCAUCUCCUCCUGUCGGGCCCCAGGAAUACCCACCGCCACCUGCCGGGCCCCAGGACUACCCAUCUCCUCCUGCCAGGCCCCAGGAAUACCCACCACCACCUGCUGGGCCCCAGGACUACCCAUCUCCUCCUGCCGGGCCCCAGGAAUACCCACCGCCACCUGCCGGGCCCCAGGACUACCCAUCUCCUCCUGCCGGGCUCCAGGACUACCCAUCUCCUCCUGCCGGGCCCCAGGAAUACCCACCGCCACCUGCCGGGCCCCAGGAUUACCCACCGCCUUCUGCCGGGCUCCAGGCCUACCCACUGCCGCAUGCUGGACCCCAGCACUACCCACCGCCAACUGCCAGGCCCCAGGACAACACAGCACAGCCUGCCGGGCCCCAGGACAACUCACCGCCGACUGCCGGCCCCAGACUACCCACCACCAUGUGAUGGGCCCCAAGACUACCCACUGCCGCCUGCCGGGCACCUGGCCACCCACCACCAAGUUCCGGACCCCAGGACUACCCAUUACCCCCUGCAGGGACCAAGAGUACCCACCGCCGCCUGCCGGGCCCCAGGAAUAUCCACGGCCACCUGUCAGGCCCCAGGACAACCCACCGCCCUCUGCUGGGCUCCAGAACUAUCCAUUGCCCCAUGUUGGGCCCCAGGACUACCCACCGCCAAGUGCUGGUCCCCAGGACUACCCACCGCCAAGUGCCGGUCCCCAGGACUACCCACCGCCAAGUGCCGGUCCCCAGGACAACACACCACCACCUGCCGGACCCCAGGACAACCCACGACUGCCCAGGACUAGCCACUGCCACCUACUGGGCCCCAGGAUAACACACCGCCACCUGCCGUGGCCGAAGACUAACCACAGCCACCUGCCGGGCCCCAGGACUCCCCCACCAUCUGCCGGGCCCCAGGACUACCCACCAUCACCUGCCAGGCCCCAGGACUAGCCACCGAUGCCUGCCGGGCCCCAGGACUACCCACCACCACCUGCCGGGCCCGAGACUACCCACCACCAUGUACCGGGCCCCAGGACUACCCACCACCACCUGCUGGGCCCCAGACUACCCACCACCAUGUACCAGGCCCCAGGACUACCCACCUCCACCUGCCGGGCCCCAGACUACCCACCACCGCCUGCUGGGCCCCGGAAUACCCACCCCCGCCUGCUGGGCCCCAGGACUACCCAUUGCCGCCUAUUGGGCGCCUUUUUCUCCUAUGGGUCUGCGCUUAUUUCUAGGACUGAUAAAAGUUCUCUCCAGUUAACUGCAGCCUUGAUGUUUCCUGAUUUGCCCCCAACUACAGAUUAAAGUAAUGUACUUGUAUUGCACAGUUA
Cavia porcellus (domestic guinea pig) is the source of this 6353-nucleotide messenger RNA. RefSeq names its product proline-rich protein 36-like. Bases 190 to 5967 code for a protein of 1925 amino acids. The transcript is spliced from 23 exons. Lineage: Eukaryota; Metazoa; Chordata; Mammalia; Rodentia; Caviidae. Gene Ontology annotation, cellular component: endoplasmic reticulum exit site; endoplasmic reticulum membrane. The record is from RefSeq and is a predicted model, not a curated record. Gene Ontology annotation, biological process: vesicle cargo loading; endoplasmic reticulum to Golgi vesicle-mediated transport; protein secretion.